AAAUGCAAGGAGAAAAUUUCACUGUUUGGAGCCUUUUUUUCCUGGAGGGAUUUUCCCGGUACCCAAGGUUAGAGAUUGUUCUGUUUGUCUUCAGCCUUGUAAUGUAUUUGGUUACCCUCCUGGGUAAUAGUACUCUUAUUUUAAUCACUGUCCUGGAUUCACGCCUUCAAACCCCCAUGUACUUGUUUCUUGGAAACCUCUCUUUCAUGGAUAUCUGUUACACAUCUGCUUCCAUUCCCACUUUGCUUGUGAACUUGCUGUCAUCCAAGAAAACCAUUAACUUUUCUGGGUGUGUGGUACAGAUGUACCUAUCCCUUUCCAUGGGAUCCACAGAGUGCAUACUUCUGGCUGUGAUGGCCUAUGACCGUUACGUGGCCAUCUGCAACCCACUGAGGUACCCCAUCAUCAUGAACAGGCAAGUCUGUGUGCAGAUGGCCACUGUCUCCUGGGUGACAGGCUGUCUCACUGCCCUGCUGGAAACUAGUUUUGCCCUUCAGAUUCCUCUCUGUGGAAAUGUUAUCGAUCACUUCACAUGUGAAAUUCUGGCGGUGCUAAAAUUAGCUUGCAUGAGUUCACUACUCAUGGACAUGGUUAUGCUGGUGGUCAGUAUUCUCCUUCUGCCCAUUCCAAUGCUCUUGAUUUGCAUCUCUUAUGGCUUCAUCCUUUCUACAAUUCUGAGAAUCAGUUCAACAGAGGGAAGAAACAAGGCUUUUUCAACUUGUGGUGCACACUUGACUGUGGUGAUCUUAUAUUAUGGAGCUGCUCUCUCCAUGUACCUGAAGCCUUCUUCAUCAAACUCACAAGAAAUAGACAAGAUCAUCUCAUUGCUUUAUGGAGUGCUUACCCCUAUGUUGAACCCAAUAAUUUAUAGCUUAAGAAACAAAGAAGUAAAAGAUGCUGUGAAAAAACUGCUGGGCAAAGUGCCAUUGGUACCAAGUGUGUGA
Peromyscus maniculatus bairdii (prairie deer mouse) is the source of this 944-nucleotide messenger RNA. It is a transcript of the gene Or2k2, whose product is annotated as olfactory receptor family 2 subfamily K member 2. Gene Ontology annotation, biological process: G protein-coupled receptor signaling pathway. The record is from RefSeq and is a predicted model, not a curated record. Gene Ontology annotation, cellular component: membrane. NCBI's taxonomy places the organism in Eukaryota, Metazoa, Chordata, Mammalia, Rodentia, Cricetidae. Gene Ontology annotation, molecular function: olfactory receptor activity; G protein-coupled receptor activity.